This is a messenger RNA of Meriones unguiculatus (Mongolian gerbil), 849 nucleotides long. RefSeq names its product distal membrane arm assembly component 1 (gene Dmac1). Lineage: Eukaryota; Metazoa; Chordata; Mammalia; Rodentia; Muridae. The record is from RefSeq and is a predicted model, not a curated record. The transcript is spliced from 2 exons. Bases 34 to 339 code for a protein of 101 amino acids.
CGGCAGCAUUUUACGGCAGUUCACCCUUCUGACAUGGGGUCCUCAUGGUCCGUGAGCUCCGAGCGUCGCGCUGCUCCUUCUGCAGCUCCUUCCGCAAACCAACCUGCGAAAACGGCCGAGGACCCCCUGUUUAAAAACUGCCUGAGCUGUCGUGUGCUUUCAGGGUCUGCGCUCUUUGGGGCGGGCGCCUAUGUCUACUUGGUGGCCAGGAGGCCCUUGAAGCAGGGAAUUCCACCUGGCCCAGGAACUAUAGCGCAGAUGGUCGUCGGCAUCAGUAUUGCCUGUUGGGGAGUAGUUGUCCUGACAGACCCCAAAGGGAAAGCCUACCGAGUUGUUUGAAAGCUCAAUAUUGUCUUCUAUUCAUGACUGCGCAGCAGACAGAACAAGCUUUGGGAUGGUGGAUAAUCUUUGUACACUGGGACAAGGAUGCACUUCACUAUACGACAUACGAAGACAACUGUGAAAACAUGAGAUGUCAUCCUUUGGCUAUGGAUGUUUAUGGUUUUACUCCCAUAGAUUAUAAAGGGACAAAUAAAUCCCUUGGAAGCAGACAUUGUUCUUUGUCUUGUCCACGGAGGUUAUUUGUAGUUCAAUUUGUAUUGAAAGAUAACAGCUUUGAGAAAAUAUUAAAAUGGAGUAAAUGAUAAGCCAAUAGUGAAAUAAGCUAUUUUAUUAUAAUAAGUAAUUAUUUUUGUUUUUCUCAUUGUAUCAACAGCUAUUGCUAACCUAUCAUUGGAUAGGUACAUGAAAAGAGAUUGCUCCUCUGAUGUUCAGAAUGGUUAUUGAGUAAAUGUUGUCUUUACUUCAAAGUUUCCAGCUUCAUUAAACCGUAAUGAGAAUCAGUCUGUA